AUGCCGGAGGGAGAGGUGUCCAGCCCGGCGUCGUCCGGGGGCACGUCGUCCUCGCCGCCGCCAUCGCCCGGCGGCGCGAGGCGCCGCGGCGGCAGCGGUGGCGGGGGAGCGCAUCAUCAGAAGCGGGCGCGGGAGCGGGACACGGACGGCGGGAGGCCGCACCCGUCGUACCGCGGCGUCCGGAUGCGGGCGUGGGGAAGUGGGUGUCGGAGAUCCGCGAGCCGCGCAAGAAGUCGCGCAUCUGGCUGGGCACGUUCCCGACCCCGGAGAUGGAUGGGCGCGCGCGCACGACGCCGCCGCGCUCGUCGUCAGGGCCCCUCCGCCGUGCUCAACUUCCCGGACAUGGCCGCCGCGCUCCCGCGGCCGGCCUCCACUUCCCGCGCGACGUCCAGGCCGCCGCGGCGGCGCUCCGCGGCCAUGGAACCAGCUGCCCUGCUGCCGCCGGAUGCGCCCGCGGAAGCCGCCAGUGCCGCAUUGCAGGUGCAGCCCGCUCCGCCAGCAGCCGCCGGGCCGCAGCAGCAGCAGGACGAGGCGGAGCUGGAGGCGAUCGUGGAGCUCCCGCGGCUGGACGAGGACUAUGUCGUGACCACGUUCGGCUCCAUGCCCUGCUUGUCGUCGUUCGUCCACGACGUGGCGACGCCGUGGUGCGACGACACGGUGUGGGUCGACGACGACGCUGGCGGCUACGUGGCGGCGCAGCACGACGACCUGUUCGGGCUGGACGGCGAUCACGGAUGGGCGCAGUCGGUUGGUGCCCUCCUGUGGAACUUGUGA
Molecule: messenger RNA, 774 nt
Organism: Miscanthus lutarioriparius
Lineage: Eukaryota; Viridiplantae; Streptophyta; Magnoliopsida; Poales; Poaceae
Source: the annotation of a GenBank genome assembly